Messenger RNA from Miscanthus lutarioriparius, 957 nucleotides. The record is from the annotation of a GenBank genome assembly. Lineage: Eukaryota; Viridiplantae; Streptophyta; Magnoliopsida; Poales; Poaceae.
AUGGCAUCUCCAGAGCCUCGGACGGUCUUCCUCGUCUUCAUCGUCAUUCUCGCCAUUGUCGUUAUAAUCCUGCUUGGUAUCUGCUGGAAGUUCCUCAAACCAGACAUCAUGAGGAAGCUGAUGCGGCCAAGAAGCCCUGGUUCAGAUGUUCCUGAGUACUUCAGCAGCAACAUGAGCGGAAACCUCCGGACGAUCACCUACUUCGAUUAUGCUACGCUGAAGAAGGCCACCAGGGACUUCAACCAAAAAAACCAACUUGGCAGAGGAGGCUUUGGGCCUGUUUAUCUGGGGAAACUCGACGACGGUAGGAAAGUUGCAGUGAAGCAGCUCAGCGUCGGCAAGUCUGGGCAGGGCGAGUCAGAGUUCUUCGUCGAAGUGAACAUGAUCACAAGCAUCCAGCACAAGAACCUCGUGCGCCUCGUGGGGUGCUGCUCCGAGGGGUCCCAGCGGCUGCUGGUGUACGAGUUCAUGAAGAACAAAAGCUUGGACAAGAUACUGUUUGGCAUGGCGGCUCUACGAGCAGUCCAAGAUCCUGGAGCUCGUGGACCCGAAGGUGCAGGCCGACGGGCUCGACGAGAAGGAGGUGCAGCAGGUGUGCCAGAUCGCGCUGCUGUGCGUGCAGCCGUACCCGAACCUCCGGCCGGCCAUGUCGGACGUCGUGCUGAUGCUGACGAUGAAGGGCGACCAGUCCGUCCCGGCGCCCAUGAAGCCGGCGUUCCUCGACAGGAAGAGCCUCAAGGACAAGAACGUCACGUCGGACACGGCGAUGGAGAUGAGGUCGGCGUCCUACUGGAUGAACACGCCGUCGCCCGUGGUGGACAAGCCGUACGACAUGAGCUGUGGCAUCUAGCAGGCGUUCGUUCUCGUGGAUGCCCUGCGUGCAGGACACUGCUGUGCGCAUUCAAAUUAUAUGAGCCACUUUUGAACUACACAGUUGUUGACAGUUAUGAUUUUUGA